Molecule: messenger RNA, 6114 nt
Organism: Mugil cephalus (flathead mullet)
Lineage: Eukaryota; Metazoa; Chordata; Actinopteri; Mugiliformes; Mugilidae
Product: protein bicaudal C homolog 1-like
Exons: 21
Coding region: 311-3220 (969 amino acids)
Cellular component (GO): cytoplasm
Molecular function (GO): protein binding; RNA binding
Source: RefSeq, a predicted model, not a curated record
UCCUGAGGAGUUGGUUGGUAUGUUUGCUGUGCAGCGCUCCGUUAACUCGGCAGACAACCUAUAGGCAAGCGAGCGGACCAGUGCGCUCCUCCUGCCUAUUUUUAGAUGUCAGCCUAAUGGGGGAAAACGGACGGGCUUGAAGAAACUGCAGAGGAAGGUCCGAAGCGCGCUGCGAUGAGCUCCGAGAACUCCGCGAAGUGACGGAAUUUAAACCGAAGUUUUACAGAAGUGCAGCUCCGGCUUUGCUUCAGCUCUACACAACUGAAUAAAAACGCAGUGGCCAACGGAGAAGUUGCCGUGCAGUGGCGCAAUGGCUGCCCAGUGCGACACUUUAAGCGGAUACUUGCAGCAGUCGGACCAGGGCUCCAACAGCGAGCGCAGCACCGACUCUCCUCUGCCUGGGUCAGAGGAGGAUCUGAGCGGCCCUCAUCCGCUGCCAGACCCGGAGUGGACUGAAGAGAGGUUUCGGGUGGACCGCAAGAAGCUGGAAGUCAUGUUAUUAGCUGCCUCUGAGGGGAGAGUCAACGGCGGGGAGGAUUUCUUUCAGAAGAUCAUGGAUGAGACCCAAACACAGAUAGCCUGGCCUUCCAAACUCAAAAUCGGAGCAAAGUCCAAAAAAGAUCCACACAUCAAGGUGUGCGGGAAGAGGGAGAACGUGAGGGAAGCCAAAGACCGAAUUAUGUCUGUGCUCGAUACAAAGAGUAACAGGGUGACUCUGAAGAUGGAUGUUUCCCACACAGAGCACUCCCACGUUAUUGGCAAAGGUGGCAACAACAUCAAGAGGGUGAUGGAGGAGACGGGAUGCCACAUCCAUUUCCCGGACUCUAACAGGAACAACCAGGCGGAGAAAAGCAACCAGGUGUCCAUCGCAGGGCAGCCAGGAGGGGUGGAGGCAGCUCGAGUAAAAAUAAGGGAGCUGCUACCUCUCGUGCUGUCUUUCGAGCUCCCCGCCAUCAUGCAGUCGGACCCCAGCUCGCCCACCGUGCAGCACAUCUCACAGACCUACAACCUCACAGUCUCCUUCAAGCCCCCAACCCGCCUCUACAGAGCCACCGGCGUCAUUCGCGGCUCACAGAAUAACGCCAACGCAGUCAAGAGGGGCACGGCUCUGUUGCUGGAGCACCUGGCUGGAAGCCUGGCAAGCACUAUCUCGGUCACCACUCACCUGGACAUCGCACCACAACACCACCUCUUCAUGAAGGGACGCAACGGCAGCAACAUCAAGCACAUCACCCAGAGGACGGGAGCCCAGAUCCACUUCCCUGACCCCAACAAUCCACAGAAAAAAUCCACGGUGUACAUCCAGGGCACCAUUGACUCUGUCUGCCUGGCGCGGCAGUACCUCAUGGGCUGUUUGCCUCUGGUAUUAAUGUUUGACAUUAAAGAGGACAUUGAGGUGGAGCCCCAGUGUAUCACGGCACUUAUGGAGCAGCUGGAUGUCUUCAUCAGUAUCAAACCAAAGCCAAAACAGCCAAGCAAGUCUGUGAUAGUCAAGAGCGUGGAGAGGAACGCAGUCAACAUGUACGAAGCCAGAAAAUUCCUCCUGGGUCUGGAGAGCAACGGAGUGUCGUCAUCCUCACCCCCUGUGGCGCUGAACCCCACCUCUAAUGGUCCUUCCCCGUCCCUCAUCUGCCCCGUUGGCCUGGACAUCCUGGCCUCAGCUGGCCUGGGGCUGAGCAAUCUGGGUUUCCUGGGUGCGACGGCGCCCCACUCUCUCCCCAGCUCCGGCGCUCCAAACGCCGUCCUGAACAGCUUAAACUCCUCCAUGAGCCCUCUGCAGACACCCAGCCCCAGCACCCCUACACCACCCUCCCUUUGGCCCAGUUCACUCACAGGCAACCAAGGCUUCUCAUCUCAGCUGCUGCUGCACCCCGCAACUCAGGCCCUGAGCAACAUCCUGCUGUCCGGCGUCCAAGGUUACACCCAGAACACGCCGUCUCCUCCACCUGGACUCGCCCCCAUAGACAAGCAGUCCAACGGGGUCCCUGACUGCACUCUGAACGGACACGUCAAGCAUCCCGGCUCAGUCUAUGGGAGGUUACCAACGCCGUCAAUUGCAGAAACGGUCUUGAGUCCAGCUCCAUGUGACUCGGUCCAGGAGGCCAGCGGACACAAUCCGUCAGAACCGCUGUCAAGCAAGUCCAGCCCAGAUGAAGGUUCCGACACGUUUGUGGAAGUGGGUAUGCCCAGAAGCCCCUCUCACUCAGCUAAUGGGAACGAGCUGAAACAGAUGCUGGCUUCAUGUAAGACGUCAUCGGGGAAACGACAGGCUGUGGAGCUCCUGCAGGGCACCAAGAACUCCCAUCUACAUUCCGACUGUCUCCUCUCUGACGCCGAGUCCAGCUCGUCAGACAGCCCCGUGGCAGAUAAGAGGGCUCCAGGUAGCGAGCGGGCGGCCGAAAGGGCAGCGCAGCAGAACGAGCGGGAGAGAAUCAGACUGGCACCUCAGACCUCCUUUGCCAAUAUGCAGACGUUUGACUAUGAACAGAAAAAGCUGUUGGCGACCAAAGCUAUGUUAAAGAAACCUGUGGUGACUGAGGUGCGAACCCCCACCAACACUUGGAGUGGUCUGGGCUUUUCAAAAUCCAUGCCGGCUGAGACCAUCAAGGAGCUGCGGAGAGCGAAUCAUGUGCCAUACAAACCCAGCAUGAGCACCACGUACGAGGGUUCCCCGCUGUCCUUGUCUCGAUCUAGUAGCCGGGAAGGCGUGGGGAACGGAAGCGACUCUGACAACUGGAGGGAGAGGAACGGCACCGGUAACGGCCUGCCAAGCCACACAGAGUUCCCCUCUGCUGUCAGCAGCCCGAAGAGGAAGCAGAACAAGUCUGCUGCAGAGCAUUACCUCAGCAGCAGCAACUACAUGGACUCCAUCUCUUCAGUUACUGGCAGCAACGGCUGCAGCCUGAACUCGUCUUUGAAAGGCUCAGACCUCCCUGAACUCUUCAGCAAGCUGGGCUUGGGGAAGUACACGGAUGUCUUCCAGCAACAAGAGAUUGACCUCCAGACAUUCCUGACUCUGACAGACCAGGACCUGAAGGAACUGGGAAUCACCACCUUCGGUGCCCGCAGGAAAAUGCUGCUCGCCAUCUCAGAACUAAACAAGAACCGGAGGAAACUAUUUGAGCCACCCAUCAGGUCCUCCUUCCUGGAAGGGGGAGCGAGCGGGCGCCUCUCCCGCCAGUUUCACGCCGACAUGGCCAGCGUCAGCGGCCGAUGGUAGACGCCCCCCAGGCCCCUCGGGGUCAAACCAGAACCGUCCACAAAGGAGACAAGUUCCUCCAGUUUCUUCUAGUGUUCCCCAGGUUGCAGCAUCUGUUGAUGCUUUUUCAGCCCCGGCUGAUUAAGACUGUUCAAAAUGUUGCGUCGCCAUAUAAUAUAUAUAUGUAUAUGUUUAAACCAAAAGCCAUAGUUUUAGUGAAGUGCCAACAAGGAAAAAAAAAGGGAUUCUCAGAUACAUGAGGUUCAGUGUUGACUCCAUAUAGAACCGUUGAGUUUGUCUGGAGCGUUUUAAAUGAAGGGUGAUGUUAUGGUUCUGAAGAAGGGUACUGUUCAGUAUUUCUGUCCACUUAUGUGUUCAAGGGAACAGGCAGAAUGAUUAGUACAAUCAUUUUACACAUUGAUACUACCUGCAUUUGUAUUAUGCGAUUGUAUCAGUGAUAUGCACUUUAAUAAUACUAGAGUUUUGCCUGUGAGAGCCUUACUCCUUAGAUUGAAAUAAUAAUAAUAAUAACUAUGCAUUUUUUUUUUAUAUUGACUAAAAAGCACAGAUGCAUUUUGUACCAAACCAAAAGUAAGCACUUAGUCAGUGAGAUUAGGGUGCCACCAAAAGAAAAGUGCAGAACAUGUUCGCACUAGAUCAACUUUAUGCCAAAGGAAAGUAUCAUUGUGGCCUUUGCCCUUUGGCUGCCUUCAGUGUGUCUGUUGGUGGACAUUCCUCUGAAGUUAGCGUUUGCGUUCAGCAGCAGUUAUCGAUUUCAAAAGAAAAAGAAAAAAAAACAACAUAUUUUGUACUCAUUAUGCAUUACAGUUUUAGUUUUAGUUUUUAUUACCAUUUUAGGCGGGUGAGCAGAAUGUUUAUUGGUAAUCAGUUUACAUAUGUAUUUUUUUAUACGUUCAUGAAUGAUUUUGUAAUUAGUUUACUAGUAUCUUUUCCUUUGUUUCCGCCCCUCAAUCUGUGGAGCCAUGAAUGUGGCUUUGCCGUUAGACAGCAGCAGAGACGUGAGGCAGUUAGGCUAAGCUUCGUAGGCCUCUCUCUGAUUGUGUCAACGGGCAUUUUUCUGUGGUUUUCCUUCUCUGUUUAUGGUACACGGUCUUUUGUCUGUUAUUCGUCUGUUGCAUUGGCCUCCCUUCCUGUGCCUUAAAUCUCCCCCUACGCUCUUGCAUGUAUCUGGAACUUGAGAUGUUUUUUUUUUGUUUUGUUUUGUUUUUUUUCAUCUUCCUAUUAACUGGCGGUUCCAUUUAGAGCAAGAAAAGACCUUGUGACGUAACAAGGCCAUGCCUUUGUAGUCAAAAGUGCCAAUGUACAUAAGUUGUUUUUCAGCAGGGAGAUAUUUCGUUAAGAACACUAAUAUUUUUGCUCUGACCUUACUCUCCACCCAGGUGCUGCAUCACACAAAGAGCCAGUAUAUUCACAGCCAGGUUAGUUUCGUAGCAGCAAUUUUUGCUGAACACAAGUAAGAAACCCAAGUCACCAAAAUAGCUGUGAGAUCUAAGAUGAAAACAAAUAAAAAUGAGGAAUUUUCUGCUAUCAGUCAUGCAAUCUAAUAUCCCCCAAACCUGGUUUAAGCAGUAUUUUAUAAAGCAACAGGAUUAUGCAUGCAGCAGUUUAUCAUGAGAGCUUGCGUUUGUUCUGUACUCCUACUAUUAUGUUCCCCCCUUUUGCAGUUCAUCAACUUUGGAUCACUCAAACUUUAAUUUUGUUUUAAUUUUGUUUUGUAUGUUCUUGAAGUUAGACUACAGGCUGAUCCAUCUUUCAAAGUCAUGAGCAUUUUUCAAGUGCAAUUAAAUGCCUCUUAAUUUUUUUAUUUGUUUAUAUUUGCAGUACAAUAAGUUUAAGAAAUGAGGCAGGAAUUUCUUACUUUUGUUGAAGUAAGAGUAGAGGAUAUACGUCGAGGUCACUAAAGAGAGAUUAUCGCUGUCGAGUGCAUUAACAUUUAUCUCGGCAAAUUUAUCUGCGACAGUAACAGCAGGUUCACGGUGACUCCAUUUAAGGCGUUCCUUAUCAUGUUCACUGUUAGCCACUUUCCCACCUUCCCUAGCAUCUGAUCUCAGCCAUUCUCAACGAUGGCUGUCGACUAAUAAUAUUCUGACAUGGUUGCCAACGCCAACCAGAUAAUUGUCUUAUUUUCUGUAGUAGAAGUCUUAAAGAAAAGAGAGGAAGAGGGAUAAAGCUAAUAUAGAUAAGGUAUUGUUGAUACUGAGAAGAAACCCGGGGCCGCUUCGCCCCCGCUCAUCAUGGUACUACAUUGAAACUGUUGGGCACUGAUUCUCCCAGUGCUGUGACUCGUGUCCCUGCCUAGCAGACAUUUGUUUUUCAUCCUUCACCUUGUUUGGAUGCGUUUGCUCGUUGUUCGCUAGAGAUUCUUGUCUGAUCAAGUGAAUGUUGUUUAAAAGAUUUUGGAUGCAUGUUAUUGCCGCUUGAUUACAGAUCAGUGAAGGGACUCACCAAGUCAAAAAAGUUUACUGCCAGCUUGUAUAGUCAUUGCCCUUGAUAGUGUAGUUCACCAUGUCUGUGUCUUUGAUUUGUUGUAUUAGUCACAUUGUCGUUCCCAAAGGGAUUUAUUUGAAGGAAUCUUAGUACUGCAAUCAUAAAUGGUACAUUUAUAAUAAAUGUAAACCACUAAGGAAAUGAUGUGCUACAUAACUUUUGUACAACUUUUUCACCUUACACAACCUUUGUUUUUGUGUGACAAAGGUACAGUUCUGCAAAGUUCCACAGAAUGGUUAUACACAGUGCCAUGCGGCCAAAGCUCUGUUCACUGUGGCUUUAGUCGAUGCCGUUAUUCUAACUGCAUUAUAAUACAGACAGACUUUCUGGAGAAACUGUCAAGCAGGCAAAAAUGUUUGUUCAAACAUUGAAACGAUAUUAUGAAGAUAUUAAAUGUAUGCAAACAA